Messenger RNA from Phycodurus eques (leafy seadragon), 3190 nucleotides. It is a transcript of the gene prickle1b, whose product is annotated as prickle homolog 1b. Lineage: Eukaryota; Metazoa; Chordata; Actinopteri; Syngnathiformes; Syngnathidae. The transcript has 8 exons. Bases 238 to 2997 code for a protein of 919 amino acids. Gene Ontology annotation, molecular function: zinc ion binding. The record is from RefSeq and is a predicted model, not a curated record.
UCCAGAUAGAGGCAUCACUUGAACACCUCAAGGAUUUCUGGGCGCCUAAAUGAGGUGCUCUGCGGCUGCAAAGGGAACCCCCCCCCCCCUCCUAACUUUCUGAGACAUCUGAAGGAGGGAGGAGGGCACUUCCUAACCAAGUUCAAUCUGGAACUGGGUAGCGCAAAGACACGUCGGCCUUGAUGCUGCAGAUGUGUAGCGUGCGCGCAGUGUGGCUGUGACGGUUGUGAAAGAACGAUGCUUUUCCUGGAGCGACCGCGCAAGAUGAACCCGGAGCGCAAUGAACGAGGGGAGCGUCCUUCGCAUCGAGGCCCAGACAUGGAGCCUAUUCCUGGGGCGAAGAAGGGCAAGGUGUCCAUGAGCUUCCAGAGGAGCUCCACCUCGGACGACGACUCUGGCUGUGCACUGGAGGAAUAUGCAUGGGUGCCGCCAGGACUUAGGCCUGAGCAGGUCCAGAUGUAUUUCUCCUGUCUGCCGGAGGACAAGGUGCCGUACGUGAACAGCUCCGGUGAGAAACACCGGAUCAGACAGCUCCUCUACCAGCUGCCCCCUCACGACAAUGAGGUUCGUUACUGCCAGUCUCUAACAGAGGAGGAGAACAGGGAGCUUCGCAUGUUCAGCGCCCAGCGGAAGAGAGAGGCGCUCGGGAGGGGAACGCCCAAGAUCCUGCCCCGAGCUCUGCAACACACUCGCUGCGAAAACUGUGGCGGUGGGAUCAAUGGAGGGGAGAUGGCGAUCUUUGCCUCGAGGGCUGGACCCAACCCCUGCUGGCAUCCAGCAUGCUUUGUGUGUGCUACGUGUCAAGAGGUGCUUGUGGAUUUGAUCUAUUUCUACCAAAAUGGCAAGAUCCUCUGUGGAAGACACCAUGCAGAGCUUAUGAAACCAAGAUGCUCCUCUUGCGAUGAGAUUAUCUUCGCAGAUGAGUGCACAGAGGCGGAGGGCCAUCAUUGGCACAUGAAGCACUUUGCCUGUUUUGAGUGCGGGACAAUGUUGGGGGGGCAACGCUACAUCAUGAAAGACGGCCGGCCCUACUGCUGCGGAUGUUUCGAGUCACUGUAUGCAGAGUACUGUGAGGCCUGUGGUGAAAAUAUUGGAGUGGACCACGCUCAAAUGACCUACGAAGGUGGACAUUGGCAUGCCACAGACGAGUGCUUCUGUUGUGCUCAGUGUAAGAUGUCCUUGCUGGGCUGUCCAUUCCUGCCAAAACAAGGGCGCAUCUACUGUUCAAAGGCCUGCGGUCAAGGAGAGGAUAUCCACACCUCUGAUUCUUCUGACUCAGCCUUUCAGUCUGCUCGUUCUCGUGAAUCCCGGCGUAGUGUCCGCAUGGGUAAGAGCAGCAGGCCCGCUGAACAGUGGAGACAGUCUCAAGUCUUAAACCCCUCCACCGUAGUCUCUGCGUGCGAGUACAAGUUUGUUGAGGGGGAAGUUGAUGGGGAUAUUGAUAUCAUUGGGCAGAAACUUUCACAUCUAGGCCUGGAUGAGGAAAGGUUCUGGAGGGAUCGUGAGGAACAGGAUGCUGGGGCAGAGGAGGACCCAGAGGAAUGGGCCCAGCAUGAAGACUAUAUGACUCAGCUUUUGCUCAAGUUUGGUGAUAAAGGAAUGUUGCACCAGAUUCAGCAGCCAUCCCUAAAGUCUCCCAGUACCAGCAAUGACAGAAACCGUCAAAGUGUUUCUGACCCUUGGCUAAAGCCAGAUACCCUUGGAAUCACUGCCUCUUCACCUACCCCUACCAGUCCUACCCAGAGCCAAACUUCCAAUCAAUCCCGAUCCAAUAGCCUUAGCCCUGGACUCAUGAACAAGAAGCAUCUUCCGGAAAUGUACUGGGCCCAAUCUCAGGAUGGACUGGGAGACUCAGCCUACGGAAGUCAUCCAGGACCUGCCAGUGCCAGAAAGAUCCAAGAGCUAGAGUUUGACCAAGAUCAGGACCACUCUAGUGCAGGCAAACAUACCCUAUGGCCAGAGAACAGACAGUGGUACCAAGAUACACUGGAAUGUAUUGCAGAUGAGCUGAGGAAGGCGGGGCAGGGUGUCGGAGACUCCAUGGACUCACUGGCACUGUCAAACAUCACUGGUGCAUCAGUUGAUGGAGAUUGCCGGGACAGGCCUAUGUUGUACUCCCUACAUACAAUGCAGGAAUCUUUGGUGGGAGAUGACUGUGAGAAAAUGAGCAACAUGGGGACAUUUAAUUCAUCUCAUCUUCACCGCAGUAACAACUCUCUCAACCUUAACUCGGAGAAGGGGGAACAGGAGACGGCACAAGGCGGAGAGAUUGCAACGAGGGGAGGACGUCUCUCUUCGUAUCCCCAUUCAGAAGCAUCGUCUUCUGCAUUUGUCCAUGCACCAGCUCUGAGGAGGACCAAGUCACAGUCCAGGCCUCCUCAGAUGGUCAAGUUCACAGAAGACACUGUGGAUAAUGGAUAUAAUGAUGGAUUUGAGGUCAAUAUUAGAAAGCAUCCUAUGAGUGAGAGGCCACAGCGGAGGGCCUAUGCCCACGAUCAGGUGAGCAGGGAAAGAAGCCGUCCAAGUCACCAUGGGCGCAACAGACAGCAUUCCCACCACAGUAGACACCACAGGAGCCGCAAAACCCAUUCGGACAUUGCUCUUAACAUGAUACCUUUGGAAAAGGCACAGAGACCAUAUCGACAUCACCGACAGAAUCUAGCCAACCCACGCCAAAGGUCUCCAAGUCAACAACUGGCGUACUCUCAAACCCGGUCAGACUAUAUGAUUCAUGGCCCAUCCCAUGCAGACCCUCGGGUUGAGCAUUUUAUGGGUCUCUACAAAGAUGAGGAUGAGUGGUGUUCCACUUGCUCUUCAUCAUCUUCAGACUCUGAAGAGGAGGGAUACUUCUUGGGCCAGCCUAUCCCCCAGCCUCGACCCGCUGGGCGCUUCUAUGCUGAGGACUAUCCGAGGGUCAUUGCCCUCUCGUCCCAAAGCCAUGGCUCAAAGACUGGUCGCAGAAAGAGCCACCGCUCCAAAAACUGUAUUAUCUCUUAAAGCUCAGUCUGCAUUAACACUAAAGACCUGCAUAAGGCAACAAAGUGUUUUUUUGAUGUUUUUUCUUAACACAAAUGUUUUGUACAGGUGUUUAAGAGCUUUUGAUAUACGCAGAGUUGUAAGUAGGCUACUAUCUAUGGAAGGAAUGAGUCUUUAAUUGUUGCAAUGACCAAAAAAAAAAAAAAAAAGAAAA